GGGGAGCAUGAGCCCCGGGACCCGCCGGGGGACGGCCCGGGCCCAGCCCGGGAUCUAGACGGCCGUGGGGGAGGGGCGCCGCCCGCCGGCGGCCUCGCUCCAGAACCGCCGGGCACUCGAGGUCGCCGUCGCCGGCCCCAAGGGCCGUGCUGUUUUGUUUCACCUUCACAUUGUGCAAAAGUGAAGUAAAAUGUCCACUCGGACCCCACUGCCAACGGUGAAUGAACGAGACACUGAGAACCACACGUCACAUGGAGAUGGGCGACAAGAAGUUACGUCCCGCACUGGGCGCUCUGGAGCUCGGUGUAGAAACUCUAUAGCUUCCUGUGCAGAUGAACAACCUCACAUUGGAAACUACAGACUGUUGAAAACAAUCGGCAAGGGGAAUUUUGCAAAAGUAAAAUUGGCAAGACACAUCCUUACAGGCAGAGAGGUUGCAAUAAAAAUAAUUGACAAAACUCAGUUGAAUCCAACAAGUCUACAAAAGCUCUUCAGAGAAGUAAGAAUAAUGAAGAUUUUAAAUCAUCCAAACAUAGUGAAGUUAUUUGAAGUCAUUGAAACUGACAAAACCCUCUACCUAAUCAUGGAGUAUGCAAGUGGAGGUGAAGUGUUUGACUAUUUGGUUGCACAUGGAAGAAUGAAGGAAAAAGAAGCAAGAGCUAAAUUUAGACAGCGACUGCCUGUUGCUGCAUUCGGUUUUCAGCUGGGCGCUUGUCCUCCUCAGAGGAAGCAUGCAUUCCUGGCUGCAUCCUCUUUCCUCACCUCUUUCUUGGCUGAAAAUCUAUUGUUAGAUGCUGAUAUGAACAUUAAAAUAGCUGACUUUGGUUUUAGCAAUGAAUUUACUGUUGGCAGUAAACUGGAUACGUUUUGUGGCAGUCCUCCAUAUGCAGCCCCAGAGCUCUUCCAGGGCAAGAAAUACGACGGGCCAGAGGUGGACGUGUGGAGCCUCGGUGUCAUUCUUUACACCCUGGUCAGCGGGUCUCUCCCCUUUGAUGGGCAGAACCUAAAGGAACUGAGAGAGAGAGUAUUAAGAGGGAAAUACAGAAUCCCUUUCUACAUGUCCACAGACUGUGAAAACCUUCUCAAACGUUUCCUGGUGCUAAAUCCAAUAAAACGAGGCACUCUAGAGCAAAUCAUGAAGGACAGGUGGGUCAACGCAGGGCAUGAGGAAGAUGAGCUGAAACCAUUCGUUGAACCAGAGCUAGACAUCUCGGACCAGAAGAGAAUAGAUAUUAUGGUGGGAAUGGGAUACUCACAAGAAGAAAUUCAAGAAUCUCUUAGCAAAAUGAAAUAUGAUGAAAUCACAGCUACAUAUUUGUUGUUGGGGAGAAAAUCUUCAGAGCUGGAUGCUAGUGACUCCAGCUCUAGCAGCAAUCUUUCACUCGCUAAGGUGAGGCCAAGCAGUGAUCUCAACAACAGUACUGGCCAGUCUCCUCACCACAAAGUGCAAAGGAGUAUUUCUUCAAGCCAGAAGCAGAGGCGGUACAGUGACCAUGCUGGACCAGCUAUUCCUUCAGUUGUGGCGUAUCCAAAAAGGAGUCAGACCAGCACUACAGAUAGUGACCUUAAAGAAGAUGGAAUUCCCUCCCGAAAACCAGGUGGCACUGCUGGUGGAGGAAAGGGAAUUGCUCCAGCCAGUCCCAUGCUUGGGAAUGCAAGCAAUCCCAAUAAGGCGGAUAUUCCUGAGCGCAAGAAAAGCUCCACUGUCCCGAGUAGUAAUACAGCAUCUGGUGGAAUGACACGACGAAAUACCUAUGUUUGCAGUGAAAGAACUACAGCUGAUAGACAUUCAGUAAUUCAGAAUGGCAAAGAAAACAGCACUGUUCCUGAUCAGAGAACUCCAGUUGCUUCCACACACAGUGUCAGCAGUGCAGCCACCCCAGACCGAAUCCGCUUCCCCCGAGGCACUGCCAGUCGCAGCACAUUCCACGGCCAGCCCCGGGAGCGGCGAACUGCUACCUACAACGGCCCGCCAGCCUCACCUAGCCUGUCCCAUGAAGCCACACCAUUGUCACAGACUCGAAGCCGAGGUUCCACUAAUCUUUUUAGUAAAUUAACUUCAAAACUCACAAGGAGAAACAUGUCAUUCAGGUUUAUCAAAAGGCUUCCAACUGAAUAUGAGAGGAACGGGAGAUAUGAGGGCUCAAGUCGCAACGUAUCUGCUGAUCAAAAGGAUGAAAACAAAGAGGCAAAACCUCGCUCCCUGCGCUUUACCUGGAGCAUGAAAACCACUAGUUCCAUGGAUCCCAGUGACAUGAUGCGGGAAAUCCGCAAAGUGCUGGAUGCCAAUAACUGCGACUAUGAGCAGAGAGAGCGCUUCUUACUCUUCUGUGUCCACGGCGAUGGGCAUGCAGAGAACCUCGUGCAGUGGGAGAUGGAAGUGUGCAAGCUGCCAAGACUGUCUCUGAAUGGGGUCCGGUUUAAGCGGAUAUCAGGGACUUCCAUAGCUUUCAAAAAUAUUGCUUCCAAAAUUGCCAAUGAGCUAAAGCUGUAACCCAGUAAUUGUGGUGUAAAUUAAGUAGCAAUUUAAAGUGUUUUCCUGAACACUGAUGGAAUGUAUAGAAUAAUAUUUAGGUAAUAACGUCUGCAUCUUCUCAAUCAUGAUAUUAAACUAUAAAGACGAGAGCACGCCUGGGAGCGAAGGCUGGCCUUUUUUCUACAAAUGCACUACAUUAAAGAUGUGUGACACGUG
Manis javanica (Malayan pangolin) is the source of this 2692-nucleotide messenger RNA. Lineage: Eukaryota; Metazoa; Chordata; Mammalia; Pholidota; Manidae. The record is from RefSeq and is a predicted model, not a curated record.